CCGGGGCCGCGGGUUCGAGCCCCGGCCCCGCCGCUUCCGCCUCCGGGGCCGGGCCGGGGUCGCGGCGCUGCCAUGUCCUGCCACUUCCAGAGGCUCUUUGGGACCGACGGGGAGCUGGAGGACGAGGAUUUCCUCUCCGCUGUGCAAGAUGCAGAGAACCAGUUUGUGAUCCCCGGACAUUCCUCGCCCAGCGCCGUGCCGGUUCUUCCCAGUGGACCCCAUCCCAGUGAACCCCAUCCCAGUGAACCCCAUCCCAGUGAACCCCAAACCAGCGAACCCCAACCCAGCAGACCCCAACCCAGCGGACCCCAAACCAGCAAACCCCAAACCAGCAAACCCCAUCCCAGCGAACCCCAAACCAGAAAACCCCAUCCCAGUGAACCCCAUCCCACUGAACCCCAACCCAGCGGACCCCAACCCAGUGAACCCCAAACCAGCGGACCCCAACCCAGCAGACCCCCCAGCCUGCGGCCCCUCGCCCAGCAGCCCGUGGGCCUGCGGGUUCCCCCGUGGCGGGGAGCAGCGCCCCAGGAUGAGCAGGACAAUGCCCUUUUCCUGGCUGCCUGCAGGGAGCUCGAGGGGCCCGGCGCUGCCCCGGUGCCCCCCGGGCGCCGCGAGAAGCCGCCCUGGAAGGGCGCAGGGAAGGAGAACGCUCAGGAAUGUGGGGUCCCCAAAAAGCUCAGGCUGGCACAGGAGCUGGUCCCCGGCUCCGGGGGGCUGCAGGAGGGGCAGGGCCCCCUCCCCAGUCCCGCAGCCCUGAAGCAGCUCCCGAAAAACAAAGUUCCCAGCAUGGCCGUGAUGAUCAAGUCCCUGACCAGGAGCAGCGCUGGUGCCGGUGCCGUGUUCCGGGACCCCACAGGGGAGAUGCAGGGCACCCUGCACCGGCUGCUGCUGGAGCAGAGGCAGAGCGAGCUCCGGGCCGGCUCCGUGCUGCUCCUGAGGCAGGUCGGGGUCUUCUCCCCCUCCCACCGCAACCACUACCUCAACGUGACCCCCAACAACCUCCUCCGGAUCUUCCCACCCGAGCCCGAGGGCUGCUCCCCCCACCAGGUCCCUGGCCUGGCUGAGCUGAGCCCAGAGCCCCCGGCACGGCCCACCCGGGCUGUCCCUGCUCCCGAGCACCGGGGACAGCCGAGGACAGGCGGACCCAGCGCGGAGCAGCGUCCCGGGGGCUCCUCCCUGCGCCCAGCGAGCUCUGAUCCCGGCUGGGAAGGACCGGAGGGAACGGAUGGAUGUGACCUGGAUGACCUGGACGGGCUCCUGGGAGAGCUGCCCGAGGAUUUCUUCUCAGCCCCGGCUCGGGUUGACUGCGGCUGAGCCCAGCAGCUCUGCUGAGGGUGG
Messenger RNA from Lonchura striata (white-rumped munia), 1341 nucleotides. The record is from RefSeq and is a predicted model, not a curated record. NCBI's taxonomy places the organism in Eukaryota, Metazoa, Chordata, Aves, Passeriformes, Estrildidae.